AUGUCGGAUAUCGAGACGCCGCCGCCGCCAGCGGGAGGCAGCCACCCGGCGAGUAAAAAGCCGAAGCAAACCCGGCAUGUUGCCUUCUCGGAGGUCUCUGAGUGCUCCACCAUCACAGGUAACUACCCGGGGAAGUCGAGACCCUGCUGCAGGUGCAACUGUAGGCCCUGCUGCUUCGUCUGCUCUGCCUGGACGUGCCUCACCGUGCUUGCCGUGAUCCUUGGCAUCCUUGUCCUGGGAGUCUGGUUCGUGUCGUUCAUCAAGUCCAACCUGCCUGAGGUCCGGGUCCAGAGGAUCUCCUUCCCGGGCCUGCGUGUCGCCAACUCGUCGAAGCAGGAGACCCUGCUGGACACCGGCGUCGAGGUGCUCCUCAACUUCACCAACAUAAACGAGAAGAUUGGGAUCUUGUACAAUUCGAUGAGCGCAGAAGUUAUUCUGGAGGACAUCAGGAUGGGGCAGGCGCAAGUUUCCGGGUUCUUCCAGGAACCGAGGAACCAGAAGAUGCUGAAGCUUGCAACUCAAGUCACCCACAUUGUAAUCCCAAAGGAGGACGGGCAAGAUCUGCAAUCGGACUUGAAGGAUGGAACAAUGGUUCUCGAUGUGGUUUUGAAUGGGACGUUAGGAUUCGACUUCGGAAGCGUCAAGUUGCAGAGUUUGCCAUUCGUAAUAGGAUGCACCGACAUCAAGCAAGCUGAGGUCGAUCUUGGGUUGGAGCCCCGGUGCAGCAUUAGGAUUUUUGCCUUCAAGUGA
Molecule: messenger RNA, 750 nt
Organism: Rhodamnia argentea
Lineage: Eukaryota; Viridiplantae; Streptophyta; Magnoliopsida; Myrtales; Myrtaceae
Product: NDR1/HIN1-like protein 2
Exons: 1
Coding region: 1-750 (249 amino acids)
Cellular component (GO): plasma membrane
Source: RefSeq, a predicted model, not a curated record